GUGCCCUUCCCCCCGGGUUCUGGCCGGCAUGCUCAGCGAUUGUCCUUCUUGUUGCAGAGUGAUCCGUACCACGGCCUAUCUCCUCUACUGCCUGCACAUGAAUGCCUGCUUGUAUUACUGGGCCUCGGACUACGAGGGGCUGCGCUCCACCAAGUGGGUGUAUGAUGGCGAGGGGAACAGCUACAUUCGCUGCUAUUACUGGGCUGUGAAGACCCUCAUCACCAUCGGGGGGCUCCCCGACCCACAGACUCUUUUCGAGCUUUGGUUCCAGCUACUGAACUAUUUCAUGGGAGUGUUCGCCUUCUCCGUCAUGAUUGGUCAGAUGAGGGAUGUGGUUGGAGCGGCCACAGCGGGGCAGACAUAUUACCGGAGCUGCAUGGACAGCACCAUCAAAUACAUGAACUGCUACAAGAUCCCGCGCAGCGUGCAGACCCGCGUGAAGAUGUGGUACGAGUACACCUGGCAGUCACAAGGCAUGCUGGAUGAAUCGGAGCUGAUGGUGCAACUUCCAGACAAGAUGCGGCUGGACUUGGCUAUCGAUGUGAACUACAGUAUCAUCAGCAACGUGGUUCUCUUCCAGGUAUGUGGCCUCUGA
Molecule: messenger RNA, 595 nt
Organism: Nanorana parkeri
Lineage: Eukaryota; Metazoa; Chordata; Amphibia; Anura; Dicroglossidae
Product: cyclic nucleotide-gated cation channel beta-1-like
Exons: 4
Coding region: 29-595 (188 amino acids)
Biological process (GO): monoatomic cation transmembrane transport; retina homeostasis
Cellular component (GO): intracellular cyclic nucleotide activated cation channel complex; plasma membrane; photoreceptor outer segment
Molecular function (GO): intracellularly cGMP-activated cation channel activity; protein-containing complex binding; cGMP binding
Source: RefSeq, a predicted model, not a curated record